AUGGAACUCCACGACGAUCAUCUCCGCCGCUCGCCGUCGCCGCCGCCGGCAGACCACAAGCUCCCCCUCGUCGAAACUGGGCCCUUCCUCCCCCUCUCCUUCCCCAAUGGCGCCCUCAGGAAGAACGGCCACCAUGUCGUCUACAGGGAGUGCAUGAAGAACCACGCGGCGGCGAUGGGCUGUCACGCCGUCGACGGCUGCGGGGAAUUCAUGCCCUCCGCCGCCUCUGACCUCGCCGACCCGGCGUCGUUCACCUGCGCCGCCUGCGGCUGCCACAGGAACUUCCACCGCCGGGUCCUCCACGCCGGUCCUCUCGCCGCCGCAGUGGCGACCCGCCGCCAUUCCCACCGCAGCGAAAGGGAGGGAGAGGACUAUGGCUACCGGAGCUCGUCCACAGCGCCCCAGGCGCAAAUGCUGGUGGCCUUCAGCGGCGGGCUCCGGCGGGGGCCGGCUUUUGAUCCUUCGCCUCCUGCACAGGACGGGGCGGCGCCGCUGAGGAAGAGGGCGAGGACCAAGUUCAGCGAAGAGCAGAAGCAGAGAAUGAAGGAGCUGUCGGAGCGGCUGGGGUGGCGGAUGCAGAAGGGGGACGGAGCCGUGGUGGAGCGGGCAUGCCGGGAGAUUGGCGUCAGCCAAGGGAUCUUCAAGGUGUGGAUGCACAACAACAAGCACAUCUUCGUCGGAGGUUCCUCAUCGAGGAGAGGAGGAGGGGGUGUAGCUGGCGGCCGCACCGCAGCAGCCGGCGGCAGAGGGACUGAGAACCAGGCUCCCAGUGACAGGACCGAUGACGACGACGGCGGCCCCGCCGCUGGGCGUGUGGCGGAUAGCCCACCCCCUCUCUGCUAG
Spirodela intermedia is the source of this 843-nucleotide messenger RNA. NCBI's taxonomy places the organism in Eukaryota, Viridiplantae, Streptophyta, Magnoliopsida, Alismatales, Araceae. The record is from the annotation of a GenBank genome assembly.